Molecule: messenger RNA, 1401 nt
Organism: Micropterus salmoides (largemouth bass)
Lineage: Eukaryota; Metazoa; Chordata; Actinopteri; Centrarchiformes; Centrarchidae
Gene: med18
Product: mediator of RNA polymerase II transcription, subunit 18 homolog (yeast)
Exons: 3
Coding region: 355-984 (209 amino acids)
Biological process (GO): regulation of transcription by RNA polymerase II; termination of RNA polymerase II transcription
Cellular component (GO): core mediator complex; mediator complex
Molecular function (GO): transcription coregulator activity
Source: RefSeq, a predicted model, not a curated record
AUUAACCGAACAGUUUGACCUUGUUUGCUUAUUAUUUUUGUAGUCCCAUUUAAGCAAUUUAACGUUGAAACGCUUAGCACAGUAACACGGCUUACAUUGUGGCUAAAUGAUGAUAUCUAAGUUAGCUAACGUUAGCUAGCUAGCAUUAGCUGGGUAGCUACAAGCGGUGUGUCUAUUGAACAAACCGGUGAGGCCUACCUGAUCCUCGGUCUUUACUGUGGAGGCUCUACCGAAGACGAACAAACCAACAUUUACCCGGUUUUCUUUACCAAGUGAACAGCAUUUUUUCGGGCUUUCUCAGGAAGAAACGAAGUUACUGCUGCGAACUCAAAAACAUCUUAGUGCCUGAGAAAAAUGGAAGCACCUCCUGUUACAGUGAUGCCUGUCACCGGGGGCACAAUCAAUAUGAUGGAAUACCUGCUGCAAGGCAGUGUUUUAGACCAGGCUCUGGAAAGUCUCUUGCAUCGCCUUCGAGGGCUGUGUGACAACAUGGAACCUGAGACCUUUACAGAUCACGAACUGGUUUAUCUUCUGAAAGGCCAACAAGGAAACCCUUUCAUUCUGCGUGCCCGGCGUUCCCUCUCCCACCCCACAUGUCCAUGGCACCUACGCUACCUAGGCCAACCUGAAGUGGGGGACAAGAGUCGCCAUGCCCUGGUGCGCAACUGUGUUGAUGUGGCCGCCUCUCACAGCCUGCCAGAGUUCCUCAAUGAGAUGGGCUUCCGCAUGGACCAUGAGUUUGUGGCCAAUGGGCACAUAUUCCGCAAAGGUGCUAUGAAAAUUGUGGUUAGCAAGUUGUCUCGCAUCCUGGUACCGGGGAACACAGAGAACACAGAGCGUCUAUCACUUUCAUACCUGGUGGAGCUGAGUGUGUUGGCUCCCGCCGGCCAGGACACUAUGUCAGAGGACAUGCGCAGCUUUGCUGAGCAACUCAAACCCUUGGUUCACCUGGAGAAGAUUGACCCCAGCAAACAGAGGCAUUGAAUCAUUUAGAGAGCCAAGUCAUCUCUGACUACCAUGGACAAAUAAGAGCUCCUAUUUUCUUUAAUGAUAUUUCCGUUUUACCUAAAAUUAAAUACAGUGCAUCUUUGACAGUUACACGUCUUCUGGUCAAUUUAUGUGAGCUGGAAAAUUAUUCGACUAUUAAUUCAAAAUAUUACUGCAUUUCGCCAAAGCAUGGUUACAGAAGUUUUGACAUGGUAACCUCACUCUUUCACCAAUUAACACAGUUUUGGUUAAAUUCAUUGCUGCUUACCAAGGAGGAUGUUAUGCUUUUGGUGCUGUUUGUUUGUUUGUCUCUUGGUCAGCAGGAUUAAGCGAAGCUACUGUCCUGAUAUUCAUGAACUGUGGUGGAAGGGUGUAGCAUGGGCCAACCAAUUAAAAUUUUGGAGCAUAUCCGAA